CAAUAAACAAGACGAUCCCAGGAUGGCUUUUGUUGCCGGAAACCCCUUUGAGAGAAUGCAAUCACAGCCAGAUAUUGAGAGGUUGGAAAAUGGAGAAGCAUCUCAGGGAGACUGUUUACUGGGAAAAGAUCCCACCGGUCCUCCUGACCAGCGGUUUAACAGCUCUACGGUUGCUUCAAGGUUCCUGCAGGCUGAACUGGAGCUGAAUCUAAGGUUACGGGCACUGUCGUUUGGAAAACCAGUGCGAUACACGUACAACCCGCUGGAGUACGCCUGGGACACACAUCGAUGCUACGUGGAGACGUUCUGUCAGGCAGGGCAGAGCGUGCUCUUUCUGGGCAUGAACCCAGGGCCGUUCGGCAUGGCGCAAACCGGGGUUCCGUUCGGCGAGGUGAAAGCAGUUCGUAACUGGUUGAAGAUCAGUGGAUCGGUCGGCCGCCCGGCAGAGGAACACCCGAAGCGACGGAUCACGGGCCUCGACUGUCCUCACAGUGAAGUGAGCGGCGCCCGUUUCUGGGGCUUCUUCCAGGAGCUCUGCGGUGAACCUCACAGGUUCUUCCGACACUGUUUUGUGCACAACUUGUGCCCUCUCAUCUUCAUGAGCGAGACUGGCAAGAACCUCACCCCGCCUGAGCUCCCGGCUGCGGAGCGGGAUGCCCUGCUGUCCUGUUGUGAUAGCGCUCUCUGUCAGGUGGUCACCGCUCUGGGCGUCUCGAUGGUCAUCGGAGUGGGUAAACUCGCUGAGCAACGAGCUCGUCGUGUGCUUUCUGAAGCGGGGAUCACCGUGAGGGUGGAGGGGAUCAUGCAUCCCUCCCCGAGAAACCCACUGGCUAAUAAAGGAUGGGCAAACAUAGCUCGAGAGAAACUAGAUCAUCUGGGGGUGUUGAGUUUGCUUACCAGAUGAGGAUGAUGAUGAUGACAGCUACUACCUCAUACGUUUUUGAAACUUACUCUUUCCAUUUUCAGUUACUUAAUGAAAUGAGACAUCGGUGGAAGAGGUAAUGUAUAAAACAGAUGUUAUGCCCAUUAAAGGAGUAGUUCACUUUAAAAAAAAAAAACUUUUGCUGAUAAUUUACUCACCCCCAUUUCAUCCAAGAU
Messenger RNA from Pimephales promelas (fathead minnow), 1098 nucleotides. RefSeq names its product single-strand selective monofunctional uracil DNA glycosylase. Gene Ontology annotation, molecular function: oxidized pyrimidine nucleobase lesion DNA N-glycosylase activity; single-strand selective uracil DNA N-glycosylase activity. Gene Ontology annotation, biological process: base-excision repair. Lineage: Eukaryota; Metazoa; Chordata; Actinopteri; Cypriniformes; Leuciscidae. The record is from RefSeq and is a predicted model, not a curated record.